AUGAACAGUGCGGUAUUUGUACGAUGGCUUUGCCACUUUUCGGACGCCGUGCCCAGUGCUGCUCAGCGACCGCUGAUCCUGGUACAUGACGGCUGCAGCAGUCACUACAACGGCGAAAUUGUUCGCGAGGAGUCCACCAUCGAUGUCGUGAUGCGCGAGUACAACCUCAAUGGGGGCGAAGGCUACAUCUCGCGCAAAACAGCCAUUCGCUUGGUAAGCACCGCGUGGACCAAGGCCAUCGUGGACAAUCCUGCCAAUGCGGUCUCUGGCUUUAGAGCGUGCGGACUCUGGCCAGUAUCACUGACGCAGCAGCAGCGUCGGCUCAAGCUAUUUCAAGAUUGGCGGAUGCGUCAAGGACGUCGAGUUGCCCUCCUGGCUCAAGUUAGAGAAGUCGUGCAGACCGAGAUUCUGGUGCUUCUUGCGUCCUCUACUCAUGCUCGUAAGCGGUGCAAUACUAUCUACGUAAAUCGUCGACUCUUCGCGCGUUGGGACUUUUAA
This is a messenger RNA of Hyaloperonospora brassicae, 498 nucleotides long. The record is from the annotation of a GenBank genome assembly. Lineage: Eukaryota; Oomycota; Peronosporomycetes; Peronosporales; Peronosporaceae.